Messenger RNA from Drosophila elegans, 1767 nucleotides. RefSeq names its product prolyl 4-hydroxylase subunit alpha-2-like. Gene Ontology annotation, molecular function: L-ascorbic acid binding; protein binding; iron ion binding. Gene Ontology annotation, cellular component: endoplasmic reticulum. Lineage: Eukaryota; Metazoa; Arthropoda; Insecta; Diptera; Drosophilidae. Gene Ontology annotation, biological process: peptidyl-proline hydroxylation to 4-hydroxy-L-proline. Bases 1 to 1641 code for a protein of 546 amino acids. The record is from RefSeq and is a predicted model, not a curated record. The transcript has 7 exons.
AUGCUGAUCUGUGGGUUAUUACUGGUGGGUAUUCUCUUCCUUAGCAGGAGCUUGGGACAGAUUCUGGAGGAAAGUAACCAAAAGCGCUAUGCAAGAUCGGUGGUGAAUAUGGACGAUCUACUGAAAAUGGAGGAUGAUCUGGCCCUCAAUCUGGAAAAGUACGCGAUACGGCUUUUCCAGAAAGCGAAAACAAUUAAAUUGGGUAUCCACCAGAUGAAGGAAAGGCACCAGAGGUAUGAAGCAUCAUCAAAAUUUGGAAUCAGCCCUUUCGACACUUAUUCCCUCAUUCGGCACAUGCAAGCUGACUGGUUGAUGUGGCAAGUGUUUAUGGAAGAGGCCGUUGGAUUAGAAGAAUUGGCUUAUUUGGAGUUAAAGAAGUCUUCCUUGCCUAAGAAGUAUGACAUGUUCGACGCUGCUUACGGGAUUAAAAGAAUGCAAACGACAUACGAGAUGUCAGCCAGUGAUAUAGCCAAUGGUUUGCUGGAUGGAGUACAAUACAACUCUUCGCUGGGUUCUGUUGAUUGCUUAGCUAUGGCUCAUCAUCUGAUCAAUCAAUCGCGUUGGACACUUGCAGAGCAAUGGAUUCUUGCAGGUAUUGAAGCCAAGGGUCCCCAAACGGAAUUGCAGUUGCUCCGAGGACCAAAUAAGGCUUAUCUGUAUAGGAUACUGUCACAAGUUAGGAUGCAGCACGGAAAUCAUGAGGGUGCCUUGCAAGCCUUUCGAAUUGCCCUGAAACACUCGCCCCACGAUUCAAAAACAUUUCAGGAGUAUCAAAGCUUGGAAAAAAACACUUUUACUUUCCCUGGAAACAAAGUUGAGGAGUCGAAGAACUCUGACGAUUCCGUCGAUACCGACGAUUCCGAAGGCAAAAUGCAAUUGCCGACCUGCUGCAGUGGUCGAUGUGAAGUUCCUCGAGAACUUAAGAAGCUAUAUUGUGUGUUUAACCACGAGACCGCACCAUUCCUGCGAUUGGCGCCCAUCAAAACCGAGAUCCUUUCGAUUGAUCCCUUCGUUAUUAUUCUACAUGAAAUGGUCUCGCCAAAGGAGAGCGCCCUAAUACGAUCUAUUAGCAAACCGUACCUGUUGCCAUCCACGACAGUUGACGUCGACGAUACGUUGGAUAUCUACAACAUCGCUACCUUCCGCACUUCAAAGUCUGUGUGGUAUCAAAAUGACUUCAACGAGGCGACCCUGAAGAUAACUGAGCGCUUGGGAGAUGCCACUGGUCUCGAUUUGAACUAUUCGGAGGCAUUUCAGGCCAUCAACUAUGGACUAGCAGGUUUCUUCCAAUCGCAUUAUGACAUGUUGCAUUCGGAUAUGAACCGACACAACGGAACUGAUGAUCGUGUGGCUACCACAUUAUUCUAUCUGAAUGAAGUACCUCAAGGAGGCGCCACAUAUUUCCCGGGACUUAACAUCACGGUAUUCCCAAAGUUCGGGUCGGCCCUCUUUUGGUAUAAUUUGGACAUGAAGGGUAACGAUCAACUGUGGACCCUUCACACCGGUUGCCCUGUUAUCGUUGGUUCCAAGUGGGUUGUCAGCAAGUGGGUAUACUAUAAGGGACAAGAGUUCAGAAGACCCUGCAUCGAAUCGAAUUCAAGCGCUAAACAAUUUUGGUCUAUUGAAAAACUUAUAAUCUAAUCAAUUUUUACUUUGUGAUGUACCUUUUACAUAAUUUAUAAUAUAUCGAAUUAUAUAUUAGCCAAAAUAUAGGUGUAGGGCAACUUCGAAACGCUUCAUGUAAAAAUAAAGGUUUAAGCGCAAGAG